Molecule: messenger RNA, 3548 nt
Organism: Globicephala melas (long-finned pilot whale)
Lineage: Eukaryota; Metazoa; Chordata; Mammalia; Artiodactyla; Delphinidae
Gene: CCNJ
Product: cyclin J
Biological process (GO): regulation of cyclin-dependent protein serine/threonine kinase activity; mitotic cell cycle phase transition
Cellular component (GO): nucleus; cyclin-dependent protein kinase holoenzyme complex; cytoplasm
Molecular function (GO): cyclin-dependent protein serine/threonine kinase regulator activity
Source: RefSeq, a predicted model, not a curated record
CGCCUGCCGGUCCUUUAACAAUGGGCGGCGCGAGCGCCCCGGCGCUGGGCCCGAGCUGAGGCCGGCGCUUCGCGGCCGACUGUCCGCAGCAUGAGCGGGGCCGGCGUCCCCCGCACGCUGGCGGGGCUGGGCCUGUGAGGGCCGCGGUUCCGGACUGAAGUUGCCGCGUCUGGCCAGGCGCGCCGCCCGGUCCCAUGGAGCUGGAGGGUCAGUGGUGGCGGGGACAGCUGGCUGCAGAUAUCCAUCAAGCUCUUCGAUACAAGGAGCUGAAGUUACCUUCCUACAAAGGCCAGUCCCCUCAACUAAGUCUUAGAAGGUAUUUUGCUGACUUGAUUGCCAUUGUGAGCAAUCGUUUCACCCUCUGCCCUUCUGCCCGACAUCUUGCUGUCUAUUUGCUGGACCUGUUUAUGGAUCGGUAUGACAUCUCUAUCCAGCAGCUGCAUUUAGUUGCACUUUCCUGUCUGCUUCUAGCAAGUAAAUUUGAAGAAAAAGAAGAUAGUGUGCCUAAGCUGGAGCAGCUCAACAGCCUGGGUUGUAUGACUAAUAUGAAUCUAGUAUUAACAAAACAAAAUUUGCUACAUAUGGAACUAUUAUUAUUAGAAACCUUUCAGUGGAACCUCUGCCUUCCAACAGCUGCCCAUUUCAUUGAGUAUUAUCUCUCCGAAGCUGUGCAUGAAACCGAUCUUCAUGACGGCUGGCCAAUGAUUUGCUUGGAAAAAACUAAACUCUACAUGGCCAAGUAUGCAGAUUACUUCCUGGAAGUAUCUUUGCAAGAUUAUGCCUUUCUAAAUUAUGCACCUUCUUUAGUAGCUGCAGCAUGUGUGGCUUCUUCAAGGAUUAUACUUCGUCUUUCUCCAACGUGGCCUACAAGACUGCAUCGUCUUACUGCUUACUCCUGGGAUUUCUUAGUUCAGUGCAUUGAACGGCUAUUGAUCGCUCAUGACAAUGAUGUGAAAGAAGCAAACAAACAGAGAGGACAGGCAGGACCUCAGCCAGCACAACUAAGUGUGUUCCAGACAGCCUCCCAGCCCUCUCGGGCAGUUCACUUUCAGCAGCCUCAGUAUCUCCAUCAGACGCAUCAGACCUCGCUGCAGUAUCGCCAUCCUGUAUCGGAACAACCAAGCUGUCAGCAGAUUGUAUCUACCACACACACCUCAUCUUACACACUACCGACAUGUCCUGCUGGCUUCCAAACUAGUGUUCAGGGCCUUGGGCACGUGCAGACUGGUGUUGGGAUGUCACUGGCAAUACCAGUAGAAGUUAAGCCCUGUCUUAAUGUUUCUUAUAACCGGAGUUAUCAGAUAAAUGAACAUUACCCUUGCAUUACUCCAUGCUUUGAAAGGUGAUUUUAUGAGAAGGUAAGACUGGUAACCCAGACUGUUUGUGACUCAAAGCUUUUUGUAAACUUCUCUUCAAAAGCAAAGGGAUCCAAAUGGCAUCAGAACUCUUCCGACACCAGCACCAGGAAGACUGAAUAUCCCUUCCAAUGCACCAUGAAUAUCUGGGAGGACUAAGCUAACACUGCAAACACUUUAACAGUGUGUAUGUCAAAUGCUGUUAAAAUACAUCCUUAUAUGACACAAAUUUUAAAGCCCCAACUGAUGGUCCAAAUAUUUCAAAAACAUUCAACACAAGAGAAAACUUGGACAGACUUCAAUUUGCCGUUUUGUGAUUUGACCUGUGGUGGCCUCGGCCUAAAGUUGGCUUAUAUGUCAGAAACUAAUGUUUAUCUGUGGACUUGCCAAACAGUCUUCUUAUGAAGGAAAGUUACAGUAUUAAUUUUUGAAGAGGUCCUUUUUUUUAUUCUGCAGUUUUGAGUUAUAUUUUUGAUCUACAAAUGAAUUUCUGACUAAGUUUAAACUCAUGAAUUGCUAUGAUAUACCAGUCUGUGCAGUUAAAAAAAUUUUUUUUAGAUAUUCUAUAUAACUUCCUUAUCACAGGUAGUAUAGGUAUCUGGAUUUAUGUACUAAAAUUAAGGGUGGAGUAGCUCUCUUAUCUUAAAAUCAUGGUCAUAAAUUUUUGUUGUUUUUUCCCCUAAAGAUCAGCCUCAAAUAUUUAGAAUUAAACACAUUUAACUCAGGGAAUUUGAACUACUUGGAAACUCUUAACUGUAAUGCAACAUGCUUUGGGAAUGUUAUAGUAUGAACUACCUUAAUAACAUAGGUUAGUAUACUCCUGCUAGAAUGUGUUUUCAAACGAGAACAUAAUUGUAUCCUAGAAUGAAUGAAGUGGUGGUUCCUAUCAUUCAUAAUACAUAUAUGAGUUUUGCAUUUCUCAGUGCAAUCAAUGAUUUAUACUCAGAUUUGAUAUUAUUCUAAAAAAGUUUUUUCAAGGGAAGGCAAAACUGUAAAAUGUCAGUACUAGAAUAAAGUCCCAUAGGUUUAUUUUGAAGUGGAACGUGGCCAGGGUAGUUCUCAGGUUGUGCUAGAGCAGCACUUUGUUACAUGGAAGACAGGUUUUACAAGCAACCUUUGAAUCCAGCUAGUCAAGAGUAAGCAGGCAAAGGUGACUUUCAUUAGAUUGGCCCCAGGACUGCCCUGGGACAUGUCACUAUACUGGUGAUGAGUGAAAACAGCAAUAAGUCAUUACAGCAAGGGCAAUUUGGGGGUAAAGAGUUUGGAGGGAAUAAACUGAAAAAGUAAAAAGAAAAAAAUCAUUGUAAUAACUGAAACUGUAUACAUUGUGCUCUUAACUGUGGGAGAAGAGAUAUUUGGUGGAGGGAAGCUUUCUGAUUUAAAAAUUAGUAAGUUGUGUCUUUUUGUUUGUGUUUUUUUAAAGGUAGCACUUGAAUAGAAGGGAAACUGCAUGGCAGGUAUGUAACUGCCACAAUAUGCAUUGAAGACAAACUUAUUAUAAAGAUGUUGUGGGUAUGCAGCAGGAGUCUCAGUAAUCAAGCCAAUGGCUUUUGUUAGGAAGGGAAGGGACUCAACACAGCAGCGGAUCGAUCCAGAUGGCUCCAGUAGAUGAAUGUGGGUGGGUGGCUUCUGUCAGCAUGAAUUCUUAGAGAAUAUCCUUUCCUUUAAAGAAAGGUAACUUUUAGAGUACAUAAGUACAUAGGGCAUGAUGUGGAGUUAUUAGUCUGGUAGAUAAAAUGAAAAACCACUCAGGUAAGAACACUCACUCAUGGCAGUUUUCAAGCAUGAAAAUUGUUUUCUGAAAGUAUCACCACUUUCUCUUUACAGAAGGCUGCUAAUUGGAUUUUGGUAGUUCUUACCUCAACAGAACUUGAAUUAUUUGGGGGAAGGUGGGUUCAAAAGAGAAUAUAUCAUUCACAUUCAGAACCUAGCAACCUGGACCAAUUUUCAGUAUUUUAACUACCUCAAUAAUACUAUGAAUGUAAGAUACUGGGAUAGAGAUCCCAACUUGAAACAACAACUGGUGCCUAUGGUAAUUUAAUGUCUUGUCAAAUGCUUUUACUGACUGGUUUAAAUGUCAUUCUUGUUAUAGAAUAUGCCUUUUUAAAAAUCCUAUAAUAACACUUUCCCAGUUUAUAUUUAAAAAAGCUAAAGAACACUGGAUUAAUUUGGGGGGGGGCGGUGUAGAGUAAA